AUGACAUAUCUUCCUUUUGGUGAUGGACCUCGAAAUUGUAUUGGAAUGCGAUUUGCAUUAUUAGAAGCUAAAGUUGGAAUAGUUAAAGCACUUCGUGCUGUAGAAUUUCAAAAAUGUGAAAAAACAGCAGUUCCACUAGAAUUAGGAAAGUUUGAAAUCAUAAAUAGCAAAAUUGGUGUUUGGCUACGUGUUGUUCGUCGAUCACAAUAG
Molecule: messenger RNA, 210 nt
Organism: Adineta ricciae
Lineage: Eukaryota; Metazoa; Rotifera; Eurotatoria; Adinetida; Adinetidae
Source: the annotation of a GenBank genome assembly